Molecule: messenger RNA, 888 nt
Organism: Thecamonas trahens ATCC 50062
Lineage: Eukaryota; Apusomonadida; Apusomonadidae
Exons: 1
Coding region: 1-888 (295 amino acids)
Source: RefSeq, a predicted model, not a curated record
AUGCCUACUACCCAUUCCCUCAUACUCGCACUCUGCCUGCUCUCGGCUGCUUGGCUGGUGUCGGCGACGCCAACCUGGCGAGGCGGCGUGGUGGCCUUUACGCCGACUCCGUACACGGCGACAGCCAACGCGACGCAGGUGGCGGCGAGCAACCUGGCGGCAUAUGCCGACGCGGCAGCGGCGGCGGCGGCGGCAGACGUCGAGCUCCUGGUCUAUCCCGAGUUUGGCGUCUCGUCUGGCGAGGUCUUCUCUGGCUCGGCCGCCGAUCAGCGGGCGGCGCUGACGGCCUUUGCCCAGCCGCUGCCGUCGCAGGCCGCCAUCGCUGCUGCUGCUGCGGGCGGUCAGCCGAUGAUGCCGUGCGGGGACGCCCGCUUUGACUCUGCGUGGCAGACCCAGCAGCUGGCGUGCAUCGCCGCCCGUACUCGUCUCUGGCUCGUUGCCAACCUCGUCGAGGCCGAUGGCGACAAGCUGUACAACGCUGAUGUCGUGCUCGACGCCACCGGUGCCCUCGUCGCCAAGUACCGCAAGUCGCACGUCUGGUUCCGGAAGGCCUACGACGAGCCGGUUGUCCCGGACCUUGUCUCGUUCAACGCCACCUGGGGCGGCGCCCCGCGUGCUGUCGGCAUGAUGAUCUGCUUCGACAUUGCCUUUCACUCUCCCGGCACCGUCCUCGUCGACCAGGGCAUCCGCAUCUUCCCCUAUGCCGUCGCCCAGGGCCUUGUCGGUCCGGCCAUCGUCAAGACCUGGUCCGCUCUCCAUGGCACCACCGUCCUCGCCGCCAACGAAGGCGGCCAUGUCUCCAUCUAUGUCGCUGGCGUAGCGGCUGCCACCACUGCUGCUCCUGCUGGCCGCGCCACUGUAGUCUAUGCUGAUCUCGACACUGUUUAG